Molecule: messenger RNA, 858 nt
Organism: Pangasianodon hypophthalmus (striped catfish)
Lineage: Eukaryota; Metazoa; Chordata; Actinopteri; Siluriformes; Pangasiidae
Exons: 5
Coding region: 1-834 (277 amino acids)
Source: RefSeq, a predicted model, not a curated record
AUGGAGUCCUGCAGGGUUCCUCACCAUGUCCUGCUUUUAUUCAUCCUCACGUUCAUCACAGUACCUGCAUCAGCUGUCACUACUGUACAGGUGAAGUUUAAUCAGGCUGCUGCUCUGCCCUGUGAACGGAAAUGUUCUCGUGAGGCCAAAUGGACUCUGUUCAGUGACCGAGAUGAUGCAGUGGCUCGGUGUGAUCAGACAUCCUGCUGGUCACUAAAGGAGGGAUUUAAAAUGUCCUAUGAUCAGUACCUGAAGGGAGAUCUCACCCUCACCAUCACUGCAGCUGAUUACAGUAUGAGGAACAUGUACACGUGUGAGUGUGAUGGCAGAGACAUUAAUGAUGUGCGUCUCAGCAUCGAGACCAUGACAUCAUCAGUUCAGAUAAACCCUGGUGAAGAUCUGCAGCUGGAUUUGCACGUAUCAGAGCGAGUGGAGGUGAUCUAUAAGGGUGAAGAUUCAGCAGAUCCUUAUGGUGAACAGAUCUGCACUGUGGAUAGAAGAUCACUAAGCUGUACAGCUGAAUACACACCGAGAACAUCACUCACUAACACAGUUCUUACACUGAGAGGAGUAAAGCUCACUGAUGGGGGAGUUUACAUCGUCCGAGACACGGAGAAUAAUGAAGAUCUUCAUAUUUACUCAGUAUCAGUGAGAGAGAGAGCUCUACCAGUGUGGGCGAUUAUCCUGAUAGUGCUGAUGGUUCUUCUGCUUGUUGCGCUGCCUGUGAUGAUAAUCUGCUACCUGAGGAAUCGGUGCUGCCAAAGAGAUGAAUCGUACAGAGGAGCAGCAGUGGAGCAGGAAGAGAUCAGAGCUGGAAUGGCACCAUACAAAUGAGGGACCAGGCAGAGAAUGAAAGCA